This is a messenger RNA of Porites lobata, 5986 nucleotides long. NCBI's taxonomy places the organism in Eukaryota, Metazoa, Cnidaria, Anthozoa, Scleractinia, Poritidae. The record is from the annotation of a GenBank genome assembly.
AUGUUCAAGUUGCCAGCCUUUCGACUGAGUAAAACCGUGAAAGUCCAGCCAACUAACGAACUCCACUUAAAGAACCGUGAAGAGGAAGUCGAAAACUUAGAGGGUCAUGAAUAUAGCUUGAAAGGAACUUGUGGAGGUGGCAGGCCCGCGACAAAAGAUGUAAUGUGUACGCCCAGUAUUGAGCGACUUCGUAAGGAGGUUAAAUUUCUCCGUAUUCUAGUUGGAGCUCUUAUCGUCGUUUCAGUCAUCUCCUUUGUCUUGAACAUUUGGAUCAUUCACAAAGAUGGAAAGCAAAACAAACCCCAGAAUCAAGGUAUGAUGGAGUGCUUAUGAUUAAAAUAGACACGUAAAUUUCAGUUUAUCUACACAUAUUAAGCUAAUUUAAGGCCAGGGAGGAAAAUAUCCCAAGUUAUCGUGUUUUAUUACUCUAAGUUUUGGAGUCAGAUUCGAGUUAAGCAGUUAAAUUGAAUGGUCGGCAAAUUAUAAUGCUGUCUCAAAAGCAAACUCGUAUUCACAACUGAAAGUAUUUCUCAAUCGGGCAUUGCUUGAGGUCUUUGUCUUUUCUCGGAUGUAGAAAUACACUUUUUGAGGAAAAUCCAAAAACUACCUUUUUCUUUCCCGGAUCACGGAUACACUUGGGUUUUUCCACAACUAAAGGGGGAAAGCAUCGGAAUCGAAAACAGCUCACUAGUUUUAUAUUAAGGGGGGAAUACAUUUUUAGAGAUAAGUUUAGCAACCAUCAUUUAAAGGAACACGAAAAACUGUUUGCCACAACUGAGCUACCCUCCUUCAGCCGCAAAUCUUACGGUCUGAAUACACCUUGUCAGAAUGAGAAUUUUUCAGUUAUAGAUACGUGAUCCACGAGGUAAAGAAACAAAGAUUUGGCUUUCUGAUCCACGAGGUGAAACCUUUGAUGUUAGUUGUUUGUACAGUACUGUUUGUCCUUUGGACUUUUAAUAAGGAAGGAUGCGUUUUUCUCUAAUGAUUUCGUUUUUAUAAGGAAAUCUUGCCAGUGAAAGGUUAAUCCAUUUUUAAAAGUCACACAAAUUAAAAGCUCAUUAGCACGCUUCAUUUAUGCCCUUUUUACGACGUUUAAGUAUUGGCGAUUUGAGCCUCAAAUCGUUUUGAAGAUGUUUUUAGAGAAUACAUUGAAACAUUUCAAUAAAUAUUAUGCAUAAAAGGCUGCAUUGUUCUUGUCACCACAUACAAUCUUACAGGUUCUCGUUUUCAGCCAACAACUGGGUUGAGAUGGCCCAUACUGUUACAACAGCGAUACUACAUUAUGUUCAAUAAGAGAACCUCGAUUGCCUCUUUAGAACAGGUGGUAAUAAAUGUUCUAAUUUUCUUUUUAUUGAAAAAGGCUUAUAGAAAUAGAGUCAACCGACUAGAAAAAAGGGUAUUAGCUGCCCGGGGGGGUGGUACCCCUUAUAUACGGGGAGGCUCCGCCCGAAAGGGGAACCUUUUUCAGUCUUCAGGUAUAUAAAGGGGUGGAGGUUUCACUAGUUGACCUAAAGUGCAUGAAAGGGUAAGGAAAUCUGUCAUUGCAGUUUGUGAAAGGACCUUAGAUAGCUAACGGGCACAUUCUAUGGCCGCGUAAAAAAAAGACAAGAAAACUUUCUGGUUUAGAGUUUGAUAUGACGCUAUAUUUACAGCAGUUACAACGGAUACAGCGAUCUAAACUUAAAAGGUACCAUUUUUCAAUAAAAGGUAUACGACACGGCUACCUCUUCUGCCAAAAUGGCUCAGAGGCAUUGUACAGAGGUGACCGUUAUAGCGAGGUUGAAAUAAGAGUGAAUGUAUGGACUGUCCGCUCCAAAAAAAUGGCCGUUGUAGAAAGGUGGCCGCUGUGGAGGGGUGGUCGUUAAUGGAGGUUCGACUGUAUUUAAAAGGUGAGAGGUUGGACGCCGGGCAAUGGUCUCCUUGUAUAAAAUUUUGUUGAGUGCUCCCCCCCCCCGGGAUUAGCUGUUUAGCCAAUCACGUAACAUUAAAGAUUGUGAGGCAACUGACACGCGCACCUGUAGACGAUUGCCCUUUAAAUCAUAAAGAUUAUCAUCUUGGCUUUAUUGGCUUAAAAGUCGAUGUUCUUUAAAUUGAGUUGACCUCAGAGCUGAGACAUGCGGUGCUUGUUUGUGUACCCUUUAGGCAAAUCUGCCAGCGAAACAGGGAAGCUCUUGGGGGCAGUAAACGAAACCACACCGGAAAAGAGCAAAAUGCACGCAAAAACAAAUGAACAGUCUGCGGUGGAAGAUCCCAACCUGGGUGGUGACAACAACGGAAAUACUCAAGUAGUUUUUAAUACCACAAAUAAACGACUGGAGAGGCUGGAAAAAGAAGCAAGAGAUUUGAAAGACCAGAUAAAAAACAUAAGAGGAGUGCAAUGCAACAUUUCGGACGCAGAGUUAAUGGUAAGUGCUUUUAAAUGACGUUCAGAAACGCGGAUUUUCGGGGUUAAUUUUGAUAUCAAUGACUGUUGUUUUGUCUAGACCCACGUGAUGUUUUUAGAUCAACAGCUGGAAACAACACACGCUACGACCUUGAGUGAGUUUCAAUUGAGGAGGCGGGACUAUAAACAUUGGAACUCUCGUUAAAGACUAAAAUUACACCCAACAGCAGUUCCUGACCGGAAGCUUUUAGCGACUGUUUUAGAUAACAAUCUUAUUGCAGUAGUUUAAUCUACCAAGCCUCUGCAAUAAUACUACAAAUCGCUUCUACUCUUUUUGAGUGACCAUAUUUUUAGAAAAGUUACAUUUGGUUGUCAGCAUUUGCUAUGGCCUCUAAUUUUACACUUCCGUAUCAAAGAACUCACCGUUCCUGAUCGAUUUUCAUUGAAGCCAUCCGCUUUUCUUAUUUGACUGGGCUCUGUUUACUGCGCAUGACGCGGGGAAACUUUUAACCUCUGAAAAAAGAAAACCCGAACAGUGGGCACUUUUUCGACACCACCCAACGAACGGCAAGGAGAGGCUUUAGAUCCUACCUGUCGUAAUAAAAUAGCGAGAAUUUAGCGCCGAUGGUGGUCCGCCUUUUUUUGUCAAUUUGUUUAAUUUCUGAAUAAUCCUCUCGGAUCUUUCUUCCAGAGCCUAAAGUUGCGUACACUAACGUUCUCAAAGUUCCUUGGUCAAACUUCCUUAAUAGCAUCUCGAAUUCAGGGGCACCAUAAACCUCGGCCCCAUUUCUCUGAAUUUUCUGGAACUACGCCUGUAUAGUCAAACCUCUACUAACAGUUACUUUGUUCCUCCUACGGACACGCCAUACAUUCACUCCGCGCGAAACGGUCAAGUUAAAGCGAGAAAACGAAGGGGGAGGGGGCGAGGGAAAGAGGACACUCUGCUUUCUUUCUCUCGCCCCCUUCCACUUCGCUUUCUUGUUUGACCACGUUCAGCUUUCGUGCGGCUGUAUCCCUUACUUUAACGCCUGCCACGCACGCUACAGUUUAGAAUUGAUCAACUUAACUAGUGUGAGCUAACUUCUGAAAAUUUUCAAAUGAGACUUAUACAUCGAAUCCUUUGACUGCCAACCUAGAAAUGUACUUGUUUUUAACACAGAUAUCAAAGAGAGGGCAAGAUUUACAGACGAAUCUUACAGUGCUGCAGGAAAAAUUUGCGCUUUUAAACGCAUCGCUUAUUGGACAGGUAUGUCCCAAGAAUUACAUAACCAAGAGAAAAGGUUUUGAGAAUUAACGAAAUGAUCAACCAAAGAAAAAAGCGCUUUUAUCUUUUAUCCAAAACUCUCAACUAAUUCUGUAAGGAAAUAUACAGAGUUAAGUCUGGAGAAUAUAUAUUUAGGUAUUGGCACUUAAAAAUACCAUAAAACUCUAUAACAUACAGACUCAGCUUCUACUGGGUAUAUUUAUUUCAGCCUCUCUUGUUAAAAAGGCCUGCUGGCUGAAGGUGAACGUGCGUGAGGACAUUUAUUACAGAGGGUUGCAUCAUAUAUCCUGUUAUUAAUAUUUGUAUACGGUCAGUCUACAAGUCUACUCUCUUCUGAGAAUAGCAAAUCUAUAUAAAGCACAGGAAACCAGCCUUUCGUCAUGCAAAAUUGCAGCAUGUACACAUGUACCCAACGCAUUUGCCCGUUGGAAUUUUUUACUGUUUUUAAGCUUAAAAACAUAAUUCUAACAGGCAAAUAUGACAUUAUAAGCGAAUGUUUUAACAUGAAAUAAUUAGGAUGAAGAAAAAAAUUUCCUUUUUAAAUUUUUAAUUACCUCAUCACACUUUUUUAAAUAAUCAAAUGUAGAAGUGCAAGGCUGUGCCCUAAGAAAAAUUCUAGGGAGCCAAUGCUCUGAACCAGUGAAAUCAAGUAUUUCCUUGUCAACCAAGAGCAAAAGUAAGGCACAAGGGAUCUCUGGGUGCUGCAAAGGCACAGCCUUGAAAUGCAAUGGCAAGAGUUGAAUUAUGCCAUUUUUUCUUUGAAAAUGUCAGAUCAACAAUUUAACCAAGCAGUCUGGUCCAGUGGGUCCAGCAGGACCCCCUGGUUCACCAGGAGUCAAAGGAAUACAAGGUCCCAUGGGUCCCAGGGGAGAACAAGGGUAUAAUGGUUCCCAAGGACCUCCAGGAGCAGUAGGACCUCCGGGUCUUAAUGGAUCACCAGGUCUCCAGGGGCCUCCUGGUCUGCAGGGGCCUGGAAACCUCACUUGCUGUCAAUACAAGACUGAAAAGUCUGGUGGGGUCAGUGGAGGGCCAAAUGCCGUCAAUGAUGUCAGUGCAAAGGAGAUGAAGGUAAGCUUAACCAUAAGUGAAUGAUAAACAUUCCAGCAUUCUACCCAAUUUGCCUCCAAAGGGACUUUUUCUGCAAAGUAGCUGUAACAACCCUGGUACACCCUCGAGCCCCCCCGGAAUUCCACCUUUGAAGGCAGAAAAAUCAGCAAGUAUAAUAAGCCAGGAUUUAGCUUUUCUGGGUCUUGAGUGUCCUUGCAUAGUAAUAUAUAAGUUACACAAAUGCGAUAGCAUUGUCAUAUCUGGGAAUUAUCCCAACUUGCCAGGUAAAUGUAAUCAGUUGAUCAAUUAUGCAACGUUUGUCCUGUGCUUGCUCAACUUUCUACGAUGCAAAUUUAAGACAAAGAAACGUUUGAUUUCUUCAAACAUUUCACGCAUCAUAAAAUGUGCCCUGAUCUCCCAUUACCCCUUCUGAGUUUCUGAUAUAACUUAUUUAUAAAAUAGGAAGGAUUUGUCAAAUAUCUUUAUAUCCUAAACCAUUUGACCAUAAGCCACAGAAAAUAUGAAUUUCGACUGACAAAAAUUAACUUUGACUUAAAUGAAGUUGAAUUACUCACAUUGAAGUAGUUGAUCAUAGUUUCAGUUCGUUUCUUCCCAUGUAACCCUUGUUCCAACCCAGGGAAAUGCUUCGUCUGAUUCAAACCGGUUCAAAUCUUCUGUUUACCGCGCCAGCAUUUAAUCUUGGUAACCGAGCUCGUCCUUAGCACCCGCGCCUGCGUUUUGAGGAGAAGCUCGGUUACCAAGAAAUCACAGGCAACCCAAGCUGUCACCUGUAAUUUGCUUUCUCAAAAGAGAGUCGGUGUCGUGUUACAGGCGAUUGUUGAGAUGUUGUACGAGAAAUAAAAUACUGAGGUUUGCAAACGCUCAAUAAUGUCAUUAUAGUUUACCUUUUUUGACCAUUUUUCUGUAAAGUAAAUAAAGGAGACUUAGCUUUGAUGUAUUCCUGUGUUUUUUGGUGUGAAUUCAUCGAUUUAGUCGACUUUUUUGGUUCUACAUCUAAUUGUGUGACCUGUCACCCCCGAUUUAAAAGACGAAGUGACAACGAAUAAAGGAGAAGAUACAGCUGCAAAUGCUAACCUCGUCUAUUCCACUAGGAUGUCAAGAUCAUCUCAGCAACCUGCUCAUCAAACGACGCACGGUCAAACUUGUUGUCAAGUUCUUUCCUUCAAGGAUUUCGAUACUACACCUGCAGCUGUACUGGUUCCCUUACAGGCUCUUCGUGGCCUACAAUGUUCUGCUAUAUACACUACUGGGAGUGCUGCCUGGUCUCUUAA